This is a messenger RNA of Papilio polytes (common Mormon), 1175 nucleotides long. RefSeq lists its product as uncharacterized. Lineage: Eukaryota; Metazoa; Arthropoda; Insecta; Lepidoptera; Papilionidae. The record is from RefSeq and is a predicted model, not a curated record. Bases 304 to 816 code for a protein of 170 amino acids. The transcript has 5 exons.
UUUCAAUCUAUGACAAGUGACAACAAACGCUUAAACAACUUCUGAUUUGAUUCAAAUUAUAUAAAAAUCUAGAAAGUUUGAAUUAAAUUAAUCAUGAAAUCGCAAUAACAAUUCGUGUUAACACUAUAAACAUUCAAUAGAUUUUGUACUAAAGUUCGCACACCGAUUAAAACUGUGGCAGAAUUAUUUGAAAUAACUGUGAUUGUAGGUGUGGCACGCUUAUUAGAAAUAGUUUAACGUGUACUUUGAAUCAUAUUUAAGAGAAAUCUUGUGAAAAUUAAGUGAAGAAAUAGUCCAUUGACGAUGCCUGUGUUAGAAUCUUGCUGGUCACCAUGUAUAUGGUCUUCGACAGUAAAAUCCGGCAGCCGAGCUGUGGCAGUGUACACAGCGGCAAUGAGUUUGAUUCUAAUAACAUUUAUUGCUUACCAAAUGGCUGGAGGAGAUUCUACACAACUUUGGAAUCCUUUAUUUGAAGCUGAUGUUAGAGGAUCUCUACAAGUAUUUGGAAUCAUCUUCAUAAUUAUUUUCACUACCCUCAUAGUUUCAUCUAUAUUAAUGGUAAUUGGUAUUAACAUUUGGAUGAGAGGUUUCAUACUACCAUGGCUAUUUACAAUGGGAUUAAUAAUAUUAUUCCAGUUUGUUUUUGGGUUAUGGCUCCUCGGUGGAUAUUAUAUUUAUUUGGAUGCUACAUUUGCUGCACUUGUUGACUUCUUAUGGAUGGCAUAUAAUAUUUACUGCUGGCUCUGUGUGUUCUCACAGUAUCAGAUAAUAUUGGAUAUGCAGUCGCCGAAUAUUGAAAUGUUGGUCGAAUAUUAAUAUUCACGUAUUUAGUUUAGUCCUUUAGUUAAGAUAAUAUUAAUAAUUUUACUUUACAACUUUACAUUUUUACACCAUAUAGUAAUAAUUUUCUUUUACAAAGUAAAUAUUGAUUUUUUAAAUUAUGUUACGGCCGAAUUCUGAAACGAAUCUCAAAUAUUCGUAACAGUUAAUAGACGUCGAUUUUAAUGUAAUUUGGAAUUUAAUCGUGGCCUUGUCAUUUAAGACACUGAAAAGCGAAAUAUUUAAAUAUGUAAUGUUCCACAAUUCGUCUGUUAGAGGGCGCCUUUGACUAAACUAUCGCACAACUGUUGUGCGAUUGUCGAUUGUUUCGCAGCCGAUAGGGAAUAUACAUGUGU